UUUCAGGUGAACACGAUAAGAAGAGAGUGCAAUGCAAAGAUAACCUUAACUGACUGUCAGAGUUAAAUAUGGCUUAUAUUUUGCUAGAAACGUCCUUAUAUCGAUUUGUUCUUCCGAUAGCAUUACUUACUGGCGCAUUAAUUCGACCAAGCUUUAUCUCUAUCGCGUACGUUAUUUUCGCCUUAAUUGGUCCGCAUCUGGGACCAUUGUUGUCAUCGGCACCAGUUCAACGAGCGCAUCGUGUUUAUUUUAUUUCCAUCUUGGUAACAGCAUCCCUUGCUUCCGUUGUUCACUUGAGCUAUCAGAUUUAUGAAUCGUUUUUCCAACCAAAUAUUGACGAGUAUUCGAAAACAUGCAAUAUAUCAGUUUGGAACUUUUGGUUACGACAAAUUGGAUUAAUUAGAAUCAAACGUUAUUCUGGCUUCGACACAAUACGUGUAGUUCUUCCUGAGUUCCUGGCAUUUUCAGCUUCUCUAGCAACUACUGUUUGUUGCCUCCUUAUUCAUCGGAGUAAUGAUUCCAGAAGUAGCACUCGUAUCACUAACGUGCAAGCAGUACGGGAAAGUUCAAGCAUUAUUGAGUCCGAGAAAACAAGCAUCACUAAAGCAAUGGUUUUGUUUCUCAAAAAGCUCUCAGAUGUUUUAGUAAUCUUGGCUGUCGGUUUAGUCGGCAUUUUUCAGCCAUGUAUUCUCAGCUCCGUUUAUUUCAUUACAUUUCUGUUUGUCGCAACGUGGUGGGCAUUGCACAAACCUCUUCACCGAUAUAUUUUCAAUAGGCUUAAACGUCUAGUCAUCUGCUAUUGCGCACUACACUUCCUGCUGCUUUAUAUGUAUCAAAUACCAUUCUUUCAAAUCAUCUUACCUGGACAGUCAUUUUUUGCUCGUUUGUUUGGUUUUGUUCCAGUUUUAUAUACGGAUUGCAAUGCUUGGUGGUCGCUGAGUAUCAUUUCACUUGAUUAUUGGACAUCAUUUACCAAUAUAAUAGCUGUACUAGUUUUAUAUCACCUUUUGAUUAUGCAGUAUGGUUUAACAAAAUGUGGAAUUCAUCGUGAAUAUAGGGCUUGUGAAGGCACUGGAAGCAUUAUGCACAGAGAACUCCUUGCAGAUGACGCCAAUCCUCACUAUGUCGGAAAUCUACAUCAAGCUAACCUUUGUCAUGCUGAUCAUCAGGAUAUGCCCACUGUUUUUGUUGAACUGAGAGGAUAUGAAACAAUAUCUCAAGGAUUCAGUGCUGCACUAACUUUCAUUUCCCAUCACCUCCAUAUUUUUUCACUAACGACUAUGACGUUGUGGGCACUUUUGUACCACUCAGUAUUUGGUCUCGUACUUUUAGUAGAAGUUUGUACCGUUUUGGUUUUCAAGAACACACGCGCUAUGGCACUUCGAGCAUCACCACCACUCACGGCAUAUGUUGAAUUCCUACUUGUUGUGCAGUAUGUAUGCAGCAUGGAUGUCAAAAAUGAAGUACCGCAGUCAAGCUAUUUAGAACUUGCUGGUUUCAUUUUCGCACCCAGUCGAACUGCAGCGUUCAUUACUCUUUUGACGAAGGGUUUAUUGAGCUUACCGCUGUUUGCGCUGCUUUGGGUAUAUUUUCGUGAAAAAUACGGCCGUCCAGCUAGAGCUGAUGAACAAGAGCGAAUGUAUGGUAUUUAUUCAAUAGCUGUUCCCAUCGGCAUAUCUGGUAAUGAGGCAACAUCAUCUCGAAGUACAUCAGUGGGUGUUAGAGUUGUAGCGAAAUACUGGAUUUUUGUUGUCAGUUUUGUUCUGCUCGUUAUUUCAAUCCAUUCACCACCAGUUCUGUAUACUGUCGCUUUUUUCAUAUCAUUCAGUGUGCUAAUUGUCCUGCUACUGUUUUCCUUUGACUGUCUACGACGUCUCUUGUAUAGUUACUUUACAUUCCUGACGAUAUACUCAUUAGCUGUGGUAAUAGUUCUAUAUUGUUAUCAGUUCCCUGCAAUACCGUCGAUCUGGCAGAAAGCAACUGGACUUAGUGAUGAUUGGAAUCACGAUAUAGGCUUAAUCAAUUACAGACAAGAAGGAGAUAGAGGAUCCUUGUUAGUUCAUUUGAUUGGACCAAUUUUACUUUUCAUAGUGGUCAUGUUGCAUUUGAAAUUCUUUUAUGAUCUAUGGUGUCCUUUCGUUGCGCCUAUUCCGAACGCAACUGGUAGCGGUAUAACUGCAGCAACUUCUGAUGAACAAAAGGAUUUUUAUGCCAAAGUGAAGCAUAUCGCUAGCUGUAUGGUGGAAGUGUUAUGGAGCAUUGCAGAAGCUCAUGUGGCCAAGCUUGUCAUGUUCAUCUUAGUUAUUGUUGCUGUCAACGAUAUAUGCGCCCUCAAUUUAACAUUAAUCAUUUUUACUAGUAUUGCUGUUUGUGUUCCGGCAAUCUCAUCGACUCUGUUUCGGUUGUUAUGUAUAUUCAUAUCAGCAUUUGUCACGAUUAGAAUGAUUUAUCAGAUGCAUUUUGUAGUGGAAAAACCACUACCAGUAUAUUCGAAAGAGUUGAUAUGCAAUUCAUCCGAGUAUACUUUAAGUGCAACGGCAUACUGGCUUGGUUUUCGCAAAGCACCCGUUCUUGGAAAUUACAUUGGUGGUUUAAUCGUUGCUUUAUUAGCAAUAACAUUACAAGCGAUUGUUAUCUAUCACCAGCAACAUAAACGUUUGAUAUCCGGGACAAGUGUUCCACCUCGUGGACUGGUGUUUCCGGAAGCAGAUCCCAACAACUGGGAUAAUAAUCUGGUUGAUAUGAUAAAGUUUUUGUUCAAUUAUGGAUUCUAUAAAUUCGGUUUAGAGUUGUCAAUGACGAUGAUGGUCGUGGUGGCAUGGAUGCGAAUGGAUUUACUGGCUACGCUUCUACUUAUUUGGUUAAUGGUUUUCGUAUUAAGCUCUCGUGUAACCUGCCGUUGCUUAUGGCCAGUGUUCCUUUUUUAUUUAGCCGUCCUAUUUCCCAUGCAGUAUGCCUUCUAUGUUGGCUUGCCACCAUCCCUCUGUUUCGAUUAUCCAUGGAGCCGGUGGUUAUCCAAUCCACUACAAAAUGAUAAUUUGAUAUUUUGGUUGGAUUUGGCUAGUUAUCGCUUUGAGUUAAAUGCAAGGAAGUCAGUGGCCGACUUCCUCCUCCUUUUAAUGGUUGCCUGUCAGGAAUACGCUUUUCGAAAUGAAAGCAGUUCACCAGCAGGUGACAAUGUCUCCAUUUAUGCUAACAGCGAAUGCUUUGAUCUGAAACGGAGCAACCCAACAUAUGAUUUCAUUGCUCAACAGCAGAGUUCUGUCGAUUUCUUGAAAAUAAUUAUCUUUAUGUACGGGCACUGGAUAACUAUUAUAACGGUGUUAGUGGCCAGUCUGGGUGGAGUAUCUUUAUUCGCCCUUGGUUAUAUCACUUUGGCGUUUUGGAUACUUUGGCAAGGAGCAGAUUUGUAUAUUAUGCAAGAUUAUCGCAAGACCCUCAAACGGUGGAACUUACUUCUGUACUACACAGUAUUUGUCAUGUUUUGUAAACUUGCCUUACAGAUUUUCGCAUGUGCUUUUGUCCACGUACUGAUAGAAACAAAUCUUUGUUGCAUUCGUCAGCUGUUAAGCAUUGUUUGUGUAAGCACAAUUCCUGGAAGAACAAGCAACUAUUACUUACCCAGUGAACAACAAGAAUUCGACAAAGAAUGUGCGGUGCAAAAAUCGGAAACUCAAAUAGGCUUUGACACAUUUGCGUUUGGCUUAUUAGUGUUACAACUUCGGGUCUUUAACUCAUGGUAUUUCCAACAUUGUGUGGUUGAGUACCGAUCUGUAGCCGUACUAAUGAAUCGUGGCGCAGUUCUUCAAGACCAGCUUAUUGAGAGAGAAAUGAUAGAACAGAAGAAACAACAAGAGCAGAAAUUCAGAAAUAUCAAAGUGCGCACGGAUCAAAUUCGUAAGGACUACGAAAAACGUCUCAGCAAAGUUGGCACUUUUGUGCCACAAACAUAUGGCCAAGCCAAAAGAGCCGGUGAUUAUUAUAUGUUCCAAUAUGAUCCAUCAGAGGAUGUACUGGAUGAACAACUGGAAACAUUUGUUCCAGAAGUAACACCAGGAGCUGGUGAUUUUAACAAAUUGGAUCCUGCUCAGCUGGUGCAUACCGCUAUGCAGCGUGAUCUUAAUUUGGCUCAAACUUUGGAUGCUGUCAAUUCGGCUGAGCGAAUUGAAACUGAUGAAGAAAGGCGUAUGAUCAAAGCUGUUUCGGACGAGAUGAAAUUACCCCAACAAGAGAAAACAGUAAUGGAAUUAUCAAUCGGUGAAGAACCAAAGUCUGAAGGGCAGUUUAUAGCAAGCUUACGUUUUCUGCAAAAAAUCUUUACUUCUGCCCUUGGUUGGCUUGCGGCUUUUUUGAACCGUAGAUCUCGUGAACAUCGAUAUGUUGCUUAUGUCCUUGGAAAGGAAAAAGUGAAACUAAAAGAAAGGCUGAAACAGCCAUUGGUGGAUGCUUCCAGAUCAGUACUUGACGUUCGACAAGAGUUUAAUCAACAAAAUUUACGUUGUGUUACGAGCGAAAGAGACAUUGAACGAUUGGAAGAUGAAGUCGAGAAUCACUGGCAACAGUGCAAUGUGUUUUUGCGCUUCCUAAGUGCAAUUGGAUAUUGCAUUGCUGCUCAUACCGAUGUCAUUUGUUACCUUCUGGCUAUAAUCAACCAUGCUCGAUGUGCUGGGAUCAUUUCAUUACCACUACCUCUUCUCAUUUUCUUCUGGGGUUCCUUAGCAAAUCCUCGUCCGACAAAAAUAUUUUGGAUUGUAAUGAUAACUUAUACAGAAUUGAUAGUAAUAAUUAAAUUUAUCGCGCAGUUUGGCUUCUUUUCAUUUAACAGCACAGCGAAUAUUAUCAGAGCUGCUAAUUCUGUUGAUUACCUACCUGGAAUUUUGGGCAUUCGGAAGACGGAUUAUUAUGCUUUUUGGGAUAUCGCCUUACUCGUUGCUCUCUUUUUCCAUCGAUAUAUGCUUCGAAGGUUGGGUUUAUGGAAAGGGACGGAUGUUAUGUUUACAGCAUCUAUUCCGCCGGUACAAAUAAGCAAUACUACCAAUACGAAUUUGUCGGGUACAUCUCAAACCGAUGUAUGUUUUUCCUUUAUGGAACAAGUGGAUGAAUUUCAAUUUCCAAAAAUAUUCAUUUACUCUUACCUCAAUUUGAAAGUUACAGCUCCAAUAUACGUUAAACGCAUCAAGCAUUUUUUCAAUAUGCUUUUCGAUCCACCAGUUCGAUACAUAAAAGAUUUGUAUCCGUUCAUGUUCUUGAUGGAUGUAUUGUGUUUCUUCGUAGUAUCUUUUGGCUUUUCAUCAUUUGACUACGGUGGUACUGGAAGCGUUGUACGAGAUAUCAGUGUAAUAUUUUCGAAAACUUUUGGAUUUUCGAUUUUUUCGGUACAUGCGGAAUUUUGGCCUUCUUGGCUGAACAAAACUGCACAAUUUCUGUAUUUCAUUAAAUGCAUAUAUCUUCUAAUUUCCGCCUGGCAAAUCCGUAAUGGAUAUCCAACUUUGUGUGCGGGCAAUCUUAUAACACACGCCUACGGCAUCGCGAAUAUGAUAUUCUUCAAAUUGUUUAUGGCCAUUCCAUUCUUGUUCGAAUUACGGACGGUCACUGAUUGGACUUGGGUUGACACUUCUAUGCCGCUCUUUGACUUUUUUAACAUGGAAAACUUUUAUGCAGUUAUUUACAAUCUGAAAUGUGCUAGAACUUAUGAGAAGGCAAAAAUUUCAAAUUUCCAGAAAUUUCCGACUCCAAGAGGUGUGGCCAAAGGUGUUGUAAUCAAAUACUUAAUGGGCGUACCAGUAAUAUUGGGUCUUAUUCUUUUUAUUUGGCUGCCAUUACUUUCAUUUUCGCUGCUGAAUAGGAUUGGUAUUGUGUUGCCACCAAAUAAUGUUAUAUUGACCAUUGGGCUUGAAGGCUAUCCCCCCAUGUUUGCCAUCGAAUCUCAGGGUAUGGAAUUGGAAUUCCUGACUGAUGCUGAAUAUCUCAAACUAGAAAAUGCCUUCUCUGAACACUUUACUUCCUCGGAUACAGAGUCGAUACUAAGGGCUCGUCAUGCUGUUGCAUUUGUCAGGGAAUAUAAUCGGGAGAGCAUUAUGAAAGUGCGUUUCCGCCCUGAAUCACACGUACCAUGGCUCAUUUCAAGCGAUGCAUUGGUUGCUAUGAAAUAUGAACUCAAAGAAGGAACAAAAAGACUAAAUGCUGUCAUCAAGAUUACGUGUGAACGCCCUAACAGUAAACAUGCUGAUUAUCCCACACAACAUCUCUAUACAUUAACCAUUCCACUAACAGUAAAUUCUACUGUACGAACUGAAUUGGCCGAAAUUAUAGAUGGUCAAUACAAUGGUAGUAUGUUAUUGGCAAAUGCAUGGCCACCAUAUGUAAUUAUGCCCAAUGAAGGAAAUGUGAAGCCGGCUUCUUCUUUGCUUCAUGUGAUUAGUGGGUCAAAUCUUAUGUUUUGGAAAGCAUUUUCCAACAUAUCCAUGAAACUAAAAUCUGCUCACACUACGGAAAAUAAGAUAUGGAGCGCAGCAUUGAUUCAAGACAAUGAUACUGCUGCGCUUACGCUACCACUCGAACAUAUCAAAUAUGAAAUUAGCCCGAAAAAGUAUCUACAAAUGGUUAUAUUCGUAGACCGUGUUUUUCCAUCAUUUGUUAGCAAAUAUGUCCAAGGAGGUAUUAUCGCAAUGUACCUAGCUGUAGUCAUGUUAGUGGGACGUAUGAUACGGGGUCUUGUGAUGAAUGCUGGUUUGGGAGUUAUGAUUUCUGAAAUCCCCAAUCCGGAUCAUUUACUUAAAAUAUGUCUUGAUAUAUAUUUGGUUCGCGAAGCUAAGGAUUUUGUCUUGGAACAGGAUUUAUAUGGCAGAUUGAUCUUUCUGUUUCGAUCACCUGAAAACCUUAUCAAAUGGACUCGAGAUAAAGUCAAAGCUGAUUAA
Loa loa (African eye worm) is the source of this 6917-nucleotide messenger RNA. RefSeq names its product FAM38A protein. The transcript is spliced from 43 exons. Gene Ontology annotation, cellular component: plasma membrane. The record is from RefSeq and is a predicted model, not a curated record. Lineage: Eukaryota; Metazoa; Nematoda; Chromadorea; Rhabditida; Onchocercidae. The coding region runs from base 69 to 6917 and encodes 2282 amino acids. Gene Ontology annotation, biological process: regulation of membrane potential; detection of mechanical stimulus; cellular response to mechanical stimulus. Gene Ontology annotation, molecular function: monoatomic cation channel activity; mechanosensitive monoatomic ion channel activity.